Molecule: messenger RNA, 972 nt
Organism: Penicillium psychrosexuale
Lineage: Eukaryota; Fungi; Ascomycota; Eurotiomycetes; Eurotiales; Aspergillaceae
Exons: 3
Coding region: 1-972 (323 amino acids)
Source: RefSeq, a predicted model, not a curated record
AUGGUAGCUGAUUCUGGGCCACAGUCCUUUCGGGAUCUCGUGCGAAACCAUAAUCGCUUUCUUGUAGGUCCUCUACAGUGGACCUCGUAUCAUCUUGAUCUGGUGGGGUGUCGAUUCGAAGAUGUCGCAACUCCCCCUGUCUCUGUCACGCUUGUCUCUACAGAUUAUUCUCACUACGAGAAGGGUCCACGCCACCGUAUUUACUGGGAUGAAAUUAGCGAUCCUGAAGUCUUGGCUAUUGGUCCGCAACCUGAGCUGAAGCGUGAGCGUCUGAUCAACAUCUUGGUAGGCAAGGAUUGCCCAUUUGCACAUACUAGCAAAGGACCUCCUUUCUUUUUUGAUCGUCGGUCUAUUCACCGGCCAGAGUAUAUCAUGUUUCAUAACAGUCAAGAAUCGAUCGAGGAUCCCUCACGCUCAUUAUUGGGCUAUGUGCACUACACAUUUGUCAAUGGAUCUCGCAAUCGGCAAUAUCGUCCAGCUCCAGGGGGACGUAGCAACGAGAUCGGUUGGAGAAUCCAUCUAAAGCGAAAAGCUCGGACAACUCCAAAGGAAUGGACCGACGAUCCAUAUUUUGUGUGUCAUUUGUUGGCUCUUGCGCAGCUAAAAGACCGCAACCGCACCGUCAAUCCAUCAAAACCAAUCACUUACACUUCACGUCUUCUCGCGACUCACAUACAUGAAAAACAUUUUAUCAUACUUUAUGAGGCCCAGAUCACUACCGAGGUCCUGAAUGCGCUCAGUCAUUGGAGGGAUGCAACAACCCCCAUCCAAUGGCCUACAAUUAAGCGCAAAAGAAUCCCAUAUCAGCCCUAUGAUACGUUUGCUAGCCGGCUUAUAGCGGAGAUAGGGGAAUCUAGGCCUUCCGACAGUCUGUCAAAUACAUCAGAUGGUGUGGAUGGUAUUGAUGAGCACGGUGGUAAACGGCCAUGCGAACCAGAAGAUAGUGGGUCAUCCAAGAUGAUGAGGACUUGA